UCGACCAUCUUCAAUACAGCCCUAUACCUCCGGCCCGCUGAGCACAGUAUAGGCCUACUAUGACGUGUUGAGGAGAAGGUCGUUUUAAUUGUUAGCUGUUUUGUUUUGUUCCGCAGAGUGGAUUAACCAAUAGGACUAUAGGCGCGGCCUGCAUUUUCUAACUUUUAAGUUGGUUUGGUAGUUAAUCCUCGCAGUUCGAACUUGAGGACACGAUCGCGUAGCGUAUUUUGUACUGUGCUCGCACUACGCUAUACGAAGGAUAUCAAAUCAUGAAGCUGCUGAAUAUUCUUGUUUUAUUGGUGUUGGUUGGCCUGUGUUGCGGGCAAUACAUGGAGAGGUUGAGCCGCAGAAAGAGGGAAAGUUGUUUCCCCGAGAGUACAGGCACCACUCCGUUCAUCAAGGAGAUAUUCCUGGGGAGAUGCUUGGAGCUCCAGACGGAGACUGCGAUACCCAACGCUUGCCCACAGAGCCCUGUCAACUGUACGCUACUGUGGGACGUUUUCCAUGAUGCCAUAGCAUACAAGGACCCAUGCGCCAUACCACUGGACGCCUACCGGGAGUUCAUUGCAGCAGUGCCUCACCAACUGCCAGCUGAUAAGUCAAUGUUUUGGUCGGGCACCAGUUACAUCGUCCACGAGUACACGGAGGCUGCCAAUGACCUCUUGACCUUGGAAGACACGUUGCUAGGAUACAUGGUGGAUGGUCUCCAGUGGUGUAGCUCCACCGAUGCCAGCUCCACCGGACUCAACUAUCAGGAAUGCCCCGAUUUCUGGCAAGAGGGAUGUGCCGUGGCGUCGACGGCUUUCUAUACCGCGACAUCGUCUGCAAUUGGCCGUCAAGCUACGGGCGUCAUCACCGUCAUGUUGGACGCCACCAGGACAGACGGUGCCUAUCGCAACGACAGUUUUUUCGCCAAGUACGAGUUUCCCAACAUGGAUCCGGAGAAGGUUACUCGAGGAGACAUCAUCCUUGUCAAUCGCCUGGGGAAUCCCAUCGUUGAGACAUGCGGUACUGGAUCGGUUGCUGUCCUGGAGAGAUUGUUCACGGAAAAAGGAAUCGAAUGGACAUGCACGGAUAAUGACGAACGGGUGUAUCACGUCCAGUGUUCAAAGGAUCCAACCCACACCGAAUGUAUCACUCCAGCUGACGUGACGGGGUCGAGCGCCACCAGUCGUCCAAGCUUGAUUAUACUUGCUAUGAUCUUAGUAUGCAUGGUGGCUGAGCUGAUGUAGAACUUAACAAUUCCAUUCCAGUUACCAAAUUAGACCUAGUUAAUUUGCAUUUUUAUUUUAUUUUAAGGUUUUGAGGGGUUUUUAAAAGUUUUUUAAAAAGAAGUAGCCACAUGUAUAUAGGCACUGAGUGUGUCAUGAUUAAAGAGACAUUACGUCCAUUACGUCCAAUUGGCGUUUUAAACGAAAUGAUGCUAAAUAGUUCAUUUGAAAUAGCAUUUAAAAGUAGAAUAUAAAUGCCCACACGGCCAUUCUUUAAAAACUGGGUGUUUUGUGUAUCAUUCUUGCCAUGCGAUA
Messenger RNA from Patiria miniata (bat star), 1526 nucleotides. Its product is annotated as ADP-ribosyl cyclase/cyclic ADP-ribose hydrolase-like. Gene Ontology annotation, molecular function: NAD+ nucleosidase activity; phosphorus-oxygen lyase activity. Gene Ontology annotation, cellular component: plasma membrane. Gene Ontology annotation, biological process: positive regulation of B cell proliferation. The transcript is spliced from 7 exons. Bases 270 to 1232 code for a protein of 320 amino acids. NCBI's taxonomy places the organism in Eukaryota, Metazoa, Echinodermata, Asteroidea, Valvatida, Asterinidae. The record is from RefSeq and is a predicted model, not a curated record.